Messenger RNA from Ochotona curzoniae (black-lipped pika), 1274 nucleotides. RefSeq names its product spermatogenesis associated 9 (gene SPATA9). The coding region runs from base 399 to 1076 and encodes 225 amino acids. The record is from RefSeq and is a predicted model, not a curated record. The transcript is spliced from 4 exons. Lineage: Eukaryota; Metazoa; Chordata; Mammalia; Lagomorpha; Ochotonidae.
GAGAGUUCCUUGCAGUCUUUACAGCUUUGGGUUCCGUGCCUGCCCACUCUCAUGGGCAGAAAGGCUCUGGGCACUGCCACCCACAGCCUUGCCCAGGCCUGAGCAGCUGUCGAACACUAGAAGAGCACACUGAAUCUCAUCAUGCCCAUCAAGCCUGUUGGGUGGAUAUGUGGGCAGGUGCUGAAGAACUUUUCUGGAAGAAGUACACACAGUCUUGUUGUAAAGGGAAUAUGGGUGUGGGAACACGGGGGGUCAGCCCCUGAGGGUCUGUCUGCUCUCCUCCUCACCUAGGCACUGGACUUGCUGUGUUCCCCUCUAAUCACACAGAGGAUAUUUCUUAAGUUUUUUUUUUUCUUCUUCUAACCUCUUUCUUAGUCGAGGGAAUCCAAAAAGUAAUCAUGGACCUUGUAGAUGAGUUUAAAGAUGAUUUCCCAGCUAUCCUCAGAAUGUCGCAGUCCAAUCAGAAAAGAGAGCCUGUGCAGAAAACAUCCAGAAUCCGAAUGGCGCUGGCGUUAGCUAGGAUCAACCGGGGGACAUUGAUCCGAGGCCUGAGCAGCCUCUCCAGCUCCUCCAAGUCCCUGGCCAGGCUCCUGCAGCCUCAGCUCACAUGCCGAAUUGUGGAGCUGAGAACCCUCGCCCGCCGCCUGCUGCGGGAGGUGAGCCUGCCCCGGCAGCCCCUCUACCACACUCAGACUCGGAACAGUUCUCUGUUUGAGAUCCUUUCCUUUCCGGCAAAGACAGCGCUAACCAGCAUAAUGUACGCCUCCUAUGCAGCCCUCAUUUAUCUGGCAGUCUGUGUUAAUGCUGUGCUGGAGAAGGUGAAGACCAUUUUCCAAGAAGAAGAGUCCUUCAGGGAAACCCGAGAGCAGGAAGAACAUUCUAGAAGAGCCUUUUCCCAGCCCACACUCACAGUACCUGGGUUUUCUGAAAGUGGAAUCAAAGUGAAACCUUACAGGUCGCUGCCGGAGAAGCCAGACCACAUCGCACCUCGCCCUGAGCUUCCUGCCAACAAGCAGAAUAACAAGAUCCAGGUCUUACAUUCGGUGUUCGACCAGGCGGCUGAAAUGGACGAGUGAGCCGGUCUGAGCACAGAUAUCCCUGGGCAGAGCCCAGGGCUUGUCCAUCGAGUGGCACCCUUCACCUGCCAGAACUCCAAAAUGGGUCUGCAUUCACUGGGUGCUCUGCCAUUUACCACGGGAGGCCGAAGAGCGGGAAGAGCGUCAUUCUCUGGUAUUUAUAUAGUAGAGAAAAUAAAGUGAAGUUGAUGCAGAAUA